AUGCCAACCAUUUUUGAGUGGGAAAUAGAUCCUGCUCCGGUGUGUGAGUCACAAGAUGACAGCGUUGAGGAGAUCAUUGAGCUAAAAAAUUGCGAAGUUGGUUUAAAUGAAGGCGAUAAAGAAUAUCGGGCCAGGGACGGUACUGUUGAUGCUUCGACGUCACCUAUCCGUAACUGUGAUUACUAUGAUACUGAUCUUCAGGAAGUGGAAGUGUUGAAAGUGGAAGUUGAGACAUUCAAGCGCGAAAAUGCACACCUCAAAAAGGUGAACGAAAAGCAGUGCACCGAGCUCGCUACAUUGAAGCGGGAGUCCGACCUGCAAUUGAAGAGACACGCAUGGAAAAUGGAGUCACUGCAAAAACGUUUGGAUGAAAUGGCUGCCGAAAUGAAAAAUGUGGAAGAUGCACUAGCUUCCAUCUUCACCAAAGGGCAGAUAGCGAAGCUGAAGUCUGGGUCGAAGCGACGAAAAUGGGCGGAAGAGGAUAUUGCGAAGUCAAUAUCGUUGUAUGCUGCCAGUCCUAAAGCAUACAGGUUGCUAUAUAAGCAAUGCCUUCCACUCCAUCGGUCCGCACACUUCAAAGUUGGGCACAAAAACUGGACAUUUCGCGCGGACUUAUAA
Messenger RNA from Rhagoletis zephyria (snowberry fruit fly), 618 nucleotides. RefSeq lists its product as uncharacterized. Lineage: Eukaryota; Metazoa; Arthropoda; Insecta; Diptera; Tephritidae. The record is from RefSeq and is a predicted model, not a curated record.